Messenger RNA from Fonticula alba, 1798 nucleotides. RefSeq lists its product as hypothetical. Bases 1 to 1767 code for a protein of 588 amino acids. Gene Ontology annotation, cellular component: RNA polymerase III complex. The record is from RefSeq and is a predicted model, not a curated record. The transcript is spliced from 7 exons. NCBI's taxonomy places the organism in Eukaryota, Rotosphaerida, Fonticulaceae. Gene Ontology annotation, biological process: DNA-templated transcription. Gene Ontology annotation, molecular function: single-stranded DNA binding.
AUGGUGUGGAGCGCCAUCGGGCGUCCGUCGGACCCUCCUGCCGCCAAUGUGGCGUAUGCCCUCUUCUCACAUGGCCGGUCAGCCCUGGCCCCGCUGGUCCGGCUAACCGGCCUCCCCAGCCGCAAGCUGGCGGCCUGUCUAUUUGUCCUGGUGCACCAUGGGAUUGUGGCGGCCGAUGACAAUGACCCGGACGCCGCGGCCGCCCUGGCCGCCGGGCGCAUCAUCACCUACUAUACCCUGCUGCCGGAGCGCCUGCUGGUGCGCCUGGCCCUGCCGCGCUUCAUGGAGGUGGCUGAGCGUCUCUUCCUGGCCGAGGGCCUGGCCGCGGUGUGGGCCCUGGUUCGCCACGGGCGCCUGUCAUACAAUGAUCUGGUGGCCGAGGUGCUCGGGACCGACGCCGAUGCCGAGGUUCCGCUUCCCGGUGCGCCAGAGCGCCCGACCCCGACCUUCACUCGGCUGAUGUUCGACGAGACCCUGGACCGGCUGCUGGCUGGCCGCUGGGUCGUCCCCUUCACCCUGCCAUCGGCCGCCGGCCCCACGCCGGAGCUCAUCAUCACUCGGGCCACCGGCAUGGACGUGGCCGAGGCCCUGGCUAAUGCCGACUCCUUGCCGACCAAUCGCCUGAAGCGCGACCGGGCCACCUUGGACGAGGCCCUUGUGGCGGCCAACCGCCGGGCCGAGUACUCGGCCCAGGGUGCCGCCAGCCUGGCUCGGCCGCUGACCGUGGCCGAUCUCCGGUCCAACCCAGCGCGCGGCCUGUCCGGCGUGGAUGCCGAGCGCCGCGCGCGCGAAGAGAACUCCGGCGCUGGGGGUUCCCUCGCGGCUGCCUCGACCUCGGCCAACGAGGACAAGCUGAUUUUUCUUUCUCUCAACACCGAUCGCUUCAUGAUGCAUCUCCGGCAUGAGGCCCUCAUUGAGGCGGCCCGCCAGCGUGUGGCCCCGGCCGCCGGGGCUCUCCUCCAGACCAUCCUGUCGCUGGUGGAACCGGAGAUGGCUGCUCGCUGCUCGGACCCGGUCACUCGCAUCAAGAGCCCCGUCGUCACCCGUAACAUGCUGGAACUCGCCAUGCAACAGGGCGGCGCCAACAAGCAUGGCAGCUUCAUCAAAUCCGAGGCCGGCCACGACCCGGCCGCCGACCUGGACACGCUGCUGGCCCUGCUGGCGCAUCCGAACCCCAUGCGCUUCCUCCGACGCCGAGGGGACCUCGGCGGCGGCACGUAUUGGGUGGACAUUCGUGCCGCGGUGGCCGGUCUCCAGCUGGCCGAGAUCACGGCCAUCCUGCGGGAACGCCUGGGCGACGCGUCGGCCCGGAUCUUCCGCCUGCUGCUGGACAAGCACUACUUGGAACAGAAGGAGAUCGCCCAGACGGUGCUCAUCCCAUCGGCCGAUGCGCGAGCCAUCCUCUUCCAAAUGAUGGUCGAGGGCUUCAUCUCGGUGCAGGAGGUCCCUCGCACGCCGGAUCGCGCCGUGGCCCGGUCACUCUUCCUGUUCUCGGCGUCGCUGCCCGAAGCCGUGGAACACACCUUCGACAUGGCCACGCACAUUGUCCUGCGCACGCGCCUGCGCCUGCGCUACGAGCUCGAAGUCAAUGGCGUGGCCGUCAUCGACCAGUGGGGCGAGCGCCUGCCGGCGGCCAUCUCCCGACGGAAGGAGUUCCGCGACCGGCGCCGAGUCCGCUGGCGUGCCGAGUCCGCCGUCCAGAGCUCCAUCGGGUCCUGGCUCCUGCUGGCUGGCUGGCAUGUUGUGCUCAACCAGCGCCAUGCAUAGAGAAAGGGAGCGCGCGAGUGAGUGAGCGGCA